GCGGUUGCGUUGGUGACCGCGGAAACAGAAUCUGUAAACAAACCAUGGAUCAAACAAACGCAGUGCAUUUAUUAAAACACAUGCGCUAGUUAAACAGCAGUGUUUCAGCUAAAAUGUUUAAAAAUACAUUCCAGAGUGGAUUCUUGUCUAUUUUAUACAGCAUCGGCAGUAAACCUCUUCAGAUUUGGGACAAAAAGGUGCGAAAUGGACACAUAAAGAGAAUAACAGAUAAUGACAUCCACUCCUUGGUGCUAGAGGUGGAAGGGACCAAUGUCAGUACUACUUAUAUAACAUGCCCUGCUGACCCAAAGAAGACACUGGGUAUCAAGCUCCCAUUUCUGGUCAUGAUUAUCAAAAACCUAAAGAAAUAUUUUUCCUUUGAAGUUCAGGUGUUAGAUGACAAAAAUGUUCGUCGGAGGUUCAGGGCAAGUAACUAUCAGAGCACGACGAGAGUGAAACCUUUUAUCUGCACGAUGCCAAUGCGGCUUGACGACGGCUGGAACCAGAUUCAGUUCAACCUGUCGGACUUCACCAGGAGAGCGUACGGAACCAACUACAUAGAGACGCUAAGGGUACAGAUCCAUGCCAACUGCCGCAUAAGGAGGAUAUAUUUCUCAGACAGACUUUACUCUGAGGAUGAGUUACCAGCAGAGUUUAAACUGUACGUGCCUGUUCAAAACCAGAAGGCAAAGCAGUAAAACUUCCCGACACAACCACUUCCACCUUGUUGUAAUGGAGUUUAAGUGUUUAUUUUCACAGAGUAACAAAAAAAUCUUCACAAUAAAAAUUA
Boleophthalmus pectinirostris (great blue-spotted mudskipper) is the source of this 790-nucleotide messenger RNA. RefSeq names its product cilia- and flagella-associated protein 20. The transcript has 6 exons. Bases 114 to 698 code for a protein of 194 amino acids. Gene Ontology annotation, biological process: regulation of cilium beat frequency involved in ciliary motility; cilium assembly; positive regulation of cell motility. Gene Ontology annotation, cellular component: motile cilium; ciliary basal body. Lineage: Eukaryota; Metazoa; Chordata; Actinopteri; Gobiiformes; Gobiidae. The record is from RefSeq and is a predicted model, not a curated record.